This is a messenger RNA of Pygocentrus nattereri (red-bellied piranha), 1117 nucleotides long. RefSeq names its product acidic leucine-rich nuclear phosphoprotein 32 family member B-like. Lineage: Eukaryota; Metazoa; Chordata; Actinopteri; Characiformes; Serrasalmidae. The record is from RefSeq and is a predicted model, not a curated record. Gene Ontology annotation, biological process: regulation of apoptotic process. Gene Ontology annotation, molecular function: histone binding. Gene Ontology annotation, cellular component: nucleus. Bases 112 to 876 code for a protein of 254 amino acids. The transcript is spliced from 7 exons.
CCCAAAACUCAUUCAAACCCCGCGGUUCUCCUCGCUGAGCUCGCCUUUGUGUGCCUCUGCCGCUUUGUCGAGCACCAGUUCGCUGAGAUAUCAGAGAAAAAGCUUCUUGAAAUGGACAUGAAGAAGAGGAUCCACCUGGAGCUCCGGAACCGGACGCCCUCAGACGUGAGGGAGCUGGUGCUGGAUAACUGUCGGUCAGACGAGGGGAAGAUCGAGGGCCUCACGGCGGACUUUGUGAAUCUGGAGUUCCUCAGUUUGAUAAACGUUGGCCUGACGUCCAUCGCUAACCUUCCCAAACUAGCCAAACUGAAGAAGCUGGAGUUGAGUGAUAACCGAAUCUCAGGAGGACUCGAGGUUUUGUCAGAGAAGCUCCCCAACCUCACACACCUCAACCUCAGCGGAAACAAACUCAAAGACCUGUCCACCCUUGAACAACUGAGAAAUUUAAAUCGUCUGAAGAGUCUUGACCUUUUCAACUGUGAGGUCACGACUCUGGACGACUACAGAGGAAGUGUGUUUAAGCUCCUCCCACAGAUCACUUACCUAGACGGCUAUGAUCCUGAGGACCGAGAGGUGUCUGACUCGGACGGAGAGGGAGGCGAGGAAGACGAGGAUGAAGUGAACUCGGAGGGAGAGGAAGAGGACGAUGAUGACGACGAAGACGGAGAAGAGGAGGAUUUUGAUGAAGACGAUGAUGAAGAUGCGGAGGAGGACGAUGUGAGUGGGGAUGAGGAGGAAGACUCUGGUCAGGAGGAUGAGGUGGACGAUGAGGAUGAUGACGAGGAGGACGAUGAGGAUGAAGACGAAGAGAACAAAGGAGAAAAGAGGAAAAGAGACCCCGAGGAUGAAGACGAGGAUGAGGACGAUGAAGAUUGAUCUCCGUCUGGUGUCCGCCCGUGUGUGUGAGCGUGUGAGAGGUGUGUGUGUGUGUGUCUCGGUGCCAGUGGCGUGGUUUAAUGCUUGCCAGUACAGAAUUCCCUGCGCUGUUAUUUUAAGGUCUGGACUCUUUUAUAAGCUUCUCCUCCCGUUUUAUACUCGUUUUCGGCUUCGCCGCUGUUGUAUUUUUUUUCUUACGUCAAAACCAAAUGAAUUUUUGUAAAUAAAAUCUUUUCUAUUA